UCCCCCCUCCACUCCAUGUGUACCAGAGGUGCUCAUUCACUUCAUCAGUACCCUAAGAGAAAAUGGUUAUAACUGUUUGUUAUUUCAACCCAUCCGUCACUGAAAAGUAAGAAACUGUAAUAAUACUUUUCCCUUGACAACAUCUACAACUCCAAGAUGCAGUAACAUACACAAGCUAACAACUAAAUCUAUCAAAAUCAUUCCCUUGAGUCUUUAGGAAGUUAUUAAGUGGAAACCAAAUUUGUCACGGACCGAAAGACAGACGGAUCAAACUCUCAUGCGGGUUAUUAUUCAUGCGAUAUACCGUGAAGAAAGAAAGGCGGGGUUAGCAUGACCCAGGAAAUGGCGAGACUAAAUCAAUUUGGUAACCUUGAUGGUGAUAACUUCGGCACCGCCCUAUCUCCCCAGAUAUUCCUGUUACUGUCUUACUGUCUAUCUUGUUAAAUCUCCUUCUUUCCCAGUUUUUGUGUGAGACAGAUCAGAGGAAGCACGUACUUCCAGAGCACGUUAAAUAUGUCUGGACGUUAAUCAUUCCUGGUGCUUAUGAUAUACGUACAGUAAAAAUUAAUGUGGUGAAAUUUGCUCCUGGAAUUGACUAAUCGGCAACCCUUUUAUUUGGGUCUUGGUGUUAUAUAAAGUGGGACAACCCUUGGUUUGCCAUCACUUCUGCCCGACUCUCUCACUGACACAACAGAUCUUAGAAAAGAUGAAUCUGACGACUCUAGUGGCGGUGUUGUUGAAUGUGGCAGGACUCGGAACUCCCUACCCCCAGCAGUCCCACAGCACUGCCGCCAGCCGGAGGUUCUUCCUCCUUGACCUGCUGGGCUCCGCGCAAGGAGCCAUCUCCGGACUUUUCAAUCCUUUCGACAAGAACGACAAGUAUGGAAACCACGGAGGUUACGGCGGCGGUUACGGGCAUUAUGGCAAUUAUGGAAGUCAUGGCGAUUAUGGAGGUCAUGGCAAUUACGGAGGUCAUGGCAAUUACGGAGGACCUGGCAUGUACGGCCAACCUGGCACUUAUGGAGGAUCUGAGACUUACGGAAGACCUGGCAUCUACGGAAGCCAAAGCAAUAGUGGUGAUAAUGGCAACUAUGGCAGCUACGGCGGGUAUGGUUACAGUCAGUAUUACGGAAAUGGAUUCAACGCCUACUACCGCCCACCCUAUCUUGGGUAGAACCGUACACAGUGGGCAAAUAUGGCAACAAAGGCGACCUCCACUUAUGUUACAAUGACCAACACAACUUGAGCGACCAACACUGUCACCAUCACGGCACGACCACGGAGACGUUUCCGGGAGGUGCAGUACGGCGACAAUAAUGGAGAAUUAACAAAAAAUAUUCUUGUACUUUUUUUCAACUGCUAACAUUCAUUUUUACCUUUAAAUCGUUAUCGCGCUCAACACCCUUCUAUAAACUAUCUCUAAAUACAGUACUAACUAUACUCGCCAAGAUCACUAUUUUACUUUAUUUAAUAAGAUGUUGAAGAUAUAAAUGUUCCUUAAAAUAAAAUAGACAAUUAAA
Molecule: messenger RNA, 1520 nt
Organism: Homarus americanus (American lobster)
Lineage: Eukaryota; Metazoa; Arthropoda; Malacostraca; Decapoda; Nephropidae
Product: heterogeneous nuclear ribonucleoprotein A3 homolog 1-like
Exons: 2
Coding region: 707-1174 (155 amino acids)
Source: RefSeq, a predicted model, not a curated record